Molecule: messenger RNA, 1387 nt
Organism: Chelonoidis abingdonii (Abingdon island giant tortoise)
Lineage: Eukaryota; Metazoa; Chordata; Testudines; Testudinidae
Source: RefSeq, a predicted model, not a curated record
CUGGGGUGUGGCGGGUGGGUGGGCGGACUCCUUGCUCCUGAUGCCAGCCAGCCUCCCUGGGAACUUACCACACUGAUCAUCUCGAAGGAGUUGAAGUUUGCAGCCUGCUAUGGAGUUCUCCUGCUUCGGCAGCCACCUGGGCUGGGCUGCUUGUGUGCUGGCACUGGCCCUGCUCCUCCGAGCCAGGAGAAAGGGCUCCUGGCACCCACGCAUGUCUCCCACUGACCUGACGGGCAAGACAGCCAUUGUCACUGGAGCCAACUGCGGGAUCGGGAAAUACGUGGCCUUGGACCUGGCCCGCAGGAACGCCCGCACCAUCCUCGCCUGCCGCAGCAGAGAGCGGGGGCAGGCGGCGGUGGAGGAAAUCCAGAGGGCCACUGGGAACCCAAACGUGCUUCUGAGGAUCGUGGACAUCAGCAACAUGGCCUCCAUCCGGCACUUUGCCAAGCAGAUCCGGCAGGAGGAGAAGCGGCUGGACAUCCUGGUCAAUAACGCCGGAGUUACAGACACCAUGCAGAGCUCCGCUCCAGCCCGCAUUGUGAACAUCUCAUCCUUCAGACACGUCCAGGGCAUGGCCAACAUGAAGCACCUGACCGGGGAGGAGAGGCCCAAGAACUUCGACCAGUCGUACACGAGCACCAAGCUCAUGAACAUCCUGUUCACCAACGAGCUGGCCAGGAGGCUGCAAGGCACGGUCCGCCGAGGAGGGAGCAGCCAGCACCAUUUACUGCGCCGUCUCAGAGGAGGUCGCAGGCAUCACGGGAAAGUACUUCGACAGCAACUGCAGGCUGGCGCUGCCCUCUGCGGCUGCCCGCGACCUGGGCCUGGCCCGCAAGCUGUGGGAGGAGUCGGAGCGAGUGACGGGCCUCCCGGAGAGUGGGCGCAUGUGAACAAUGGAGCCCAUCACCCCUGCCCUGCAGCACCUGGCUACUGCCACUGGGACCUGGGGCGAGCAGGAGGGGAGACGGGGUGGAGGUGGGGGCUCUGCUGGCGGAAGCCUGCAGGAAGGAAGGUGGGAAUUAGCUGAGCCAUUGCAAGGUAGAGUUGCCAACUUUUUACUCGCACAAAACCGAACACACUUGCCCCACUGCUGCCCUUUCCCCUCCCCCUCCCCCUCAUGUCACUCACUCUCCCCAUCCUGGCUCACUUUUUUAACAGGGCUGGCUUAGUGGGUAGGGGUGUGGGAGGAGUGAGGGCUCUGGCUGGGGGUGUGGGCUCUGGGGUGGGGGCCAGGGUGUGGGAGGGGGCUCCAGGCUGAGGCAGUGGCUUGGGGUACAGGGGGGUGAGGACUGUGGCUGGUGGUGCUGAGAUGAGGAUUUUGGGCUGCAGGAGGGUGCUCCGGGCUCGGGCAAAGGGGUUUGGAGGGUGGGAGGGGAUCAGGGCUGGG